Messenger RNA from Symbiodinium necroappetens, 447 nucleotides. NCBI's taxonomy places the organism in Eukaryota, Dinophyceae, Suessiales, Symbiodiniaceae. The record is from the annotation of a GenBank genome assembly.
AUGGCAGUGGUGCUGGGUGCCUUGGCGGGCUGUACACCCACCGUCCGUGUAGCUACGGACGAACCCAUUACCAUCAAUCUUAACGUCAACAUCAAACACGAAAUUCUGGUGAAGGUAGAUAAAGAUCUCGACAAUUUAUAUCUGGCAACGACAUUAUUCCUGGCUGCUUCGCUGAGUGUUUAUGCUAUCGACCUGGAUACCGCCAAGGCGGAUGGCUUGGUUGGUGAGCGGGCAGACGGCUAUUUAGGUGCGGUGAGAGAUAACGUCUCGGCGGAAGUUAGCGCGCUUGUCAAUGACAUCAAUGGCAAACGCAAGGCCCAGUAUCAGCGCAUUGCUUUAAAAAAUGAAAUCCCACUGGCGGAUGUCGAAGCCCUGGCGGGUAAAAAGACGAUCGAGAAAACUGAGCCAGGUGGCUGGGUUUUUAUUGAUACCUGGGUUCAGAAGUAG